GCUCCCACGGGACCUCAGAACUGAGGGCAGCCACACACACCAAGUCCGGGGACGGUGACCAGGGGGCUGCCAGGCAGUGUGAGAAGCUCCUGGAGCUGGCCCGGGUGAGGUUGCCUCAGGGAAGUGCAGGAGGUGCUGCUCCAAGGGAGGCGAGGCAUCUGCUCCCAGCAGGGAGCUGACUUUUCCAGCCUUUGUGUGUCCCUGGGGACCUUUGUCUAAGACUUUACCCCGGGUGUCAUUGAGACCCAUUUCUCAGUGGCCAGCCCUGGUGGCACCAGUGAGUCACAGUGCUGAGCCAUGUCAUAGGGUGCAGUGCCUGUGUGACAGUGCCCUGCUGGAGCAGUGGCGGGUCUGUGGCCCAGGCUGGUCGCCACCCUGUAGAGGGAGUUGUUGACAGAGGCUCUCAGGCUCCCAACCCCAGCUCAGCAUGUAGCAAGGACCACCGAGCGCCAGCCUGGUUCCCUAUGAGGGGCUCACCCCGGGCAUCCUGCCGCCAUGGAGAGUGUGCUCGGUGGGUGGGACACAGAUGUGGCUGCAUCACAGAGCAUCUUGGGAAGUGAGGGGCUCUCAGAGAUAAAGUCCACGUCUUGGGGAAGAGCAUUUUCCAGACCGGCAGAGCAAGCAGCCGGGAAAGGCCCUGAGAAGAACACGUCCUUGGCGGUUUGGGAGGAUGACCCCGGGGGGCUCGUGAGUUUUGUAAGCCCAUAGCUUUCCCUGUGCGAGGCUUGGGGCAUUGCAGGGACGUGGGCAGGGGAGAGGUCGACCACUAGCUAAGACCAGACCUCAGGGGACAAAGUUGGGCUCAGGGAGACUACAGAGGCUGUGACAGCCCCCCACGGGAUGGUGGUGGUACAGAGCAGGGGCGGCAGCGAGGGGAUGGAACACGCAGGGAAGGUGCAUGCAGGGUGCCCCUUGGGCUUGACCUCAGGAACCGGAGGCCUGGCCUUGCCAUCCACAGAGAUGGGAACGGGGAGCAGGCUUUUCCAGGUGGGGGCGCUGGAAGCUGUCUUGGCAGGGGUGGAAUUGGGGUGCUCAUCUGAGGAUACAUGGCGAUGUCAGGCUACCAGACCCUGGGGGAGGAGUACGUCAGCAUCAUCCAGGUGGACCCAUCUCAGACACAUGUGCCCUCCUCGCUGCGCCGUGGCGUGCUGGUGACACUGCAGGCCGUCCUGCCCUACCUGCUGGACAAGGCCCUGCUCCCCCUGGAGCAGGAGCUGCAGGCUGACUCCGACAGUGGGCGACCCUCGCAGGGGAGUCUGGUGCCAGGUGGGCGUGGCUGCUCAGGGGCGCGGCGCUGGAUGCGUCACCACACGGCCACGCUGACUGAGCAGCAGAGGAGGGCGCUGCUACGGGCGGUCUUCGUCCUCAGACAGGGCCUCGCCUGCCUCCAGCGGCUACAUGUUGCCUGGUUUUACAUCCACGGUGUCUUCUAUCACCUGGCCAAGAGGCUUACGGGGAUCACGUACCUCCGUGUCCGCAGCCUGCCCGGAGAGGACCUGAGGGCCCGUGUUAGCUACAGGCUGCUGGGGGUGGUCUCGCUGCUGCACCUGGUGCUGUCCGUGGGGCUGCAGCUGUACGGUUUCAGGCAGCGGCAGCGAGCCAAGAAGGAGUGGAGGCUGCACCGCGGCUUGUCUCACCGCAGGGCCUCCUUGGAGGAGAGGGCCGUUUCCAGAAACCCCCUGUGCACCCUGUGCCUGGAGGAGCGCAGGCAUCCAACAGCCACGCCCUGCGGCCACCUGUUCUGCUGGGAGUGCAUCACCGCGUGGUGCAGCAGCAAGGCGGAGUGUCCCCUCUGCCGGGAGAAAUUCCCUCCCCAAAAGCUCAUCUACCUUCGGCACUACCGCUGAGCCGGCGCCCGGGUGGGCCUGGACACAGAUGACUUCUACAGGAGUCUCAAUGCCAAGAUUUAGUCUCAGGAUUAACCUUGCUUGCACAGAAGUUAGAACACUCAGUUUUUUGUCAUGUAAGAUACUAACCCAGCCACCCCGGGAGAGAACAGAAAGCUGUCCCUGGGAGGGGCGCCUGAACCCAGAAUAUUUCCCUAACCCCAACGUGGUAGGACUCAGCCGCUUCUUCAGGAAUUUCACUUAUUUGGACAGGAUUUUUAGGUUUCCCUCCCUUCCCCAAACCAUACAGUUGAGAAGUAAUUCAGAAGUAGGCCAGAAGACACUUUAUUCAUUUAUAUUGUGAGAAAAUGGUUCCAUCAGGCUUGUGUUAAGGCAAUGGACUGAAUGAGUGCGUGUUGAGUUGGGAUGGGCUACGGGAGGCUGGCGGUUUGCUUCAGCCAGUGUGGUCGGAACAGCAGCCCCACGGCCCCCAUCGGAGGCAGUGGUGCUCUCCCCGAGGGUAGCUGGGCAGAGCACAUCCACCAGGACUUGAUGACCACACAGGGGCAGAGAGAAACCAACCAAGGCCAGCACCUCUGUUGGAAGCAUUUGGCACACACCUUCAAUACACGUCAACGUUGCUUCCAGUUUUAGAAAAUAGAAAUCUGCAUCUCAGCCUGAGACACACAGAGAGAUCUCCUCCUGACCCAAACGCACUCAAGAGCCAGGUACUGGGGGUCAGGGGGCUGCCAGGGGCGCCCGAGCCGUCUCCUGGGGGCCUGCUGGGCAGGUGACCUGCCGACCCACGGUAACUGCUGUGUUCAGCCCCUCAGCUCGGCCCCAGCCUAUUUCCUGCCUCCAUUUGACGUUUCCAGGUUUUCAAAACUGCAUGUAACCUGUGCCAGAGACUUCGCCGUAGGCAUCUUUAAUAAACUAACUCCACCAAAA
Pongo pygmaeus (Bornean orangutan) is the source of this 2774-nucleotide messenger RNA. It is a transcript of the gene PEX10, whose product is annotated as peroxisomal biogenesis factor 10. NCBI's taxonomy places the organism in Eukaryota, Metazoa, Chordata, Mammalia, Primates, Hominidae. Gene Ontology annotation, molecular function: zinc ion binding. Gene Ontology annotation, cellular component: peroxisomal membrane. The transcript has 5 exons. The record is from RefSeq and is a predicted model, not a curated record. Bases 1047 to 1847 code for a protein of 266 amino acids. Gene Ontology annotation, biological process: protein import into peroxisome matrix.